This is a messenger RNA of Ictalurus furcatus (blue catfish), 5751 nucleotides long. It is a transcript of the gene ostm1, whose product is annotated as osteoclastogenesis associated transmembrane protein 1. Gene Ontology annotation, cellular component: cytosol. The transcript has 6 exons. The record is from RefSeq and is a predicted model, not a curated record. Bases 974 to 1954 code for a protein of 326 amino acids. NCBI's taxonomy places the organism in Eukaryota, Metazoa, Chordata, Actinopteri, Siluriformes, Ictaluridae.
ACCUAAAUGAACUAACAUUUCUUGGGGAGAUAUCUAGGAAGUGGAUUUGUGUUCAUUCAGCUACAAGAGCAUUAGUGAGGUUGAGAUCAGGUACUGAUGUUGUGUGAGGAGGUUCCGGUUCCAGUUCAUCCCAAAGCUGUUCAGUGGGAUUGAAGUCAGUGCUCUGUGCAGGACACUCGAGUUCUUCUACUCGCAACACACCAUGGCUGCGUCCGAAACUGCAUACUUACCUACUAUAUAGUAGGUGAAAAGCAAUAUGCCAGAGGGGUACUAUGUCCGAAUUCUAAACAUGCGAGAAAUAGUAGGUGAGAAAUACCCGGAUGGUGUACUGCUUCCGGCGAGAUUUUGCAAUAUGCAACCGAUGCACACUACGCGAGUCAAACAAUGCCACAAUGCAACGGGACUGGUGCAGACGAGCUCAGAAAGAAAAGAAAAAAAAAACGUGGAAGACAGACGUGGAAGCUCUUUUUAAGUGUUAAACCUUGGUUAAACACGACUUAUUUAAUAAAUUGCUAACUUGUUUAAGAUUUUUGUGUUUAUGAUGAUGUCGAAGGUCACAUGACAAUGCUAACAUGGCGGAUGUAGUAUGUCUGGACUUGUAUGUCCAGUAUGUCUGGACUUACACACACACAUACUGAUUAGUAUGGCAAUGCAGUAUGUACUGUCAUAGUAUAUGAUUUCGGACGCAGCCCAUAUCUUCAUGGGGCUCGCUUUGUGCACAAGGGCCUUGUCAUGCCCAAGGGAAAUUGUAAUGCUACACUGUACAACGACUUUCUAGAUAAUUCCAUGCUUCCAACUUUGUGGCAACAGUACAUUCAAGUGUAAGGGUCAGGUGUCCACAAACCUUUUGUCAUACAGUGUGUGUACAUAGUGUAGCUUAGACGCUACAGCAGCUGGAACUAUCGACAAGUUCCUCAAAUCCUCCGUUUGUGUAUUCUCGCGAGAUUUGGAAUCACGUGAUCCGUGGCAGAAAAUGAAAACAGGAAGUAGUGUGCAACAGAAACGGAGCAGAAAGAAAGAGUUGGAGAGAGUUGAGGUUUUAAUCACGUCAAAAGAAAAAAAAAAUAUGGGGGGUUUUACAAGUUACAGCUGUGCGUUGUUUGUUUUCUUCUGUGGGAAUUUGAUGUUAGGCGAGAUCUCUGUUCAUGCCGCAGAACCGAGUGGAGAUGAAGAUCUAAAAGCGCCUGGGUUGAACGAGGACAGCUACUUUCCUUCUCUCCGUCUGUCCUCUUCCUUCCCGGAGGAUGUGGAAAUGAUUGAUCAUUGCUUGAAAUUGCUGCAUGAUUUCAGUCAGAGAUAUACAAGCUUAUCGAGCUGUCUGGUGUCCAACGCACGUCCUGUUAAAAUGUGUCAGAACUGUUAUAGCGGUUAUAACGAUUUCCUGGACAUGUAUGCAAACAUAUCAACACAGGUGGGUUCUGGGAACAAGAGCUGUGAAGAGCUGCUGCUGCGUGCAGAUAGGCUGAUGCUCCUGUACAACCUUUACAAAGGCUUAAAUGACACCUGGGAAUCGGCUGAAUGUACCAGUUGUCUGAUCGACCGGAAAAGCAUGUCGAAUACCACACUUUACUUCAUAGAUCGACACAACCAGUCGCUGACCUGCUUUGAGAAAUACUCGCAGGGGAACUACUCGGAGCUGUGUGUAGAGUGCAAGACUUCCUAUAAAGUACUCAAUGAUCUGUAUAGUAACAUGUCAAAAAACAAGACUCUGUGUAUUGAUGUGGAAGACGCGAUGAACUCGACGCGGUAUUCGUGGAGCAAGAUAUACAACUGUUCGUUGACGCGUGAGGAGAACGUGCCAGUCAUCGCCGUGUCCAGCUUCAUGCUCUUCCUUCCGCUCAUCUUCUACUUGAGCAACUACCUGCACUCGGAACAAAAGAAACGCAAGCUGAUGCACCCCAAAAGAGCCAAGUCCAGCCACAGCCUGAUGAAUAUCCAAGACAAGUACAGCUGAAUGCAGGAGACAGGAAGAGGAGGAAGCGAGGAGAACCUUUACAUUCUUCCGAAAGGAACGUGCCUGGUGGAUGUGAGCUGGAUUGUAAAAUAUCCACGGACUUUAUGAUAAUUGUUAAAGUAAACAUCACUUAUUCUGAACAUAUUUGUCAAAUUUUUUGUGCUGAUUUAACCCCCCCAAGCCCCGGUGUUUUGCUGAUCAUGUGAACGAAUGCAGUAUGUUGAUGACAGGAUGGACUACUCCGUAAAGAUCUGUGUCUUUUGCCUUGCGAGAUGGCGCGCUGACGAGCUCUAGGUGAGACUGGUUAUGCCGUCAUCCCGCUGCAACCAAGAGAACAUCAUCUUGCCUGCUAAAAGCUUUUAUUAUUUAUUUCUUUCGGGGUAGCGGGACUUGUACAUAUAACAUAGCAGCAGUAGCGCUGUUGCAAGCACUUGAUGUCCAUUAGUGAUCCAUUAAUAAAUACAUGGUGCAUGUGUGGAGUGAAGAGGUAAAAGCAAUGGAUGAAAUGAAAGGAGAAUGCACUAAAGAACUAUGCAGGGCACGUGACGCUUUGGCCGAGCCUUUUCUUGUUUUUUUUUUUUUUUUGUAUACGAAGCAACCAUCUCUACCCUUUGUGCUACUAAUGUGUGUUUUUUUUUUUUGAGUCACUAUAAGGUCAUGAUGUAGCAGUCUGACUGGUUUUCUGAUCAAGAACAGAAGAGAGAUAUAAUGUGCAUAAAGACUGGAAGAGUUAACUGCGCUGUUACACGUUUGUGAUUUCCAAACGUAAAUGUUCUACUCGUGAGAGGCUAAUUACUGCAGCAGUGACCUAAAUAACGAUUCGAACGGCUUUGCAUGUUUCAUAUGAUUUGCUAAAGAUUUGCAAGUAGUUGAAAAGCCAUGCUCUGUUGUUUUCAGGUUACUUGGCAUUCACAGGAAUAUUUUCUCCACAUCAUUAGCAGCUAAUCUAAAUGUAGGAUAAAGUUACUUGGCCGAAACAACGUGCAGCAACAUAUCCAUUGGCUUUUUGGUCUCAUGGUGCUGUGCCAUUACUUAUAACACUGGCAUUUACAGUGGGGGAAAUAAGUAUUGGACAUGUCAACAUUUUUUUUCAGUAAAUAUAUUUCCAAUGUGGCUUUUCACAUGAAAUUUUCACCAGACAUCAGUAUUUACUCAAGAAAUACUGAAAUAUAAAGAAUUUACAACAUUAAAGCCCAUAAAUAAUGUUAUGUGUAAUAAAGUGGAAUGACACAGGAAAAAAGUACUGAACACACUAAGAAAAAGCAGUUCUCCAAGGCAAGGUAAGGCAAGGAACCAGCUGAAAUCCGUAAGUAAUUAUACCCUCUAUCUGUUCAAGUUAAUAUCAGCUGGGUUAGUAAAUUGAACGUCUAUAAAAAGGCUUUUUGUUACCAAGGUGUCACACAAGAAACAUCUCAUGAUGGGUAAAAGCAAAGAGCUCUCCCAAGACCUUCACAACCUUAUUGUUGCGAAACGAAUUGUUGGAAUCGGAAACAGACGUAUUUCAAAACUUCUGAAUCUUCCAGUAAGCACCAUUGGGGCCAUUAUCCACAAGUGGAAGCAACAUCACUCCAUCAUCAACCAUCCACGCACAGGAGCUCUUCGCAAGAUUUCUGACCAGGGAGUCAGAAGAAUAGUCAGAAGAGUAGCCCAAGAGCCAAGGACCACUCGGAAAGAGCUCCAGAAACACUUGGAGGCAGCAGGUGUCAUCGUCACAGAGAAAACAAUAGUCAAUGCACUCCACUGCUCACGCUCACCACGCAAGACUCCAUUACUAAAGAAAAGGCAUGUCGAAGCUCAUUUAAAGUUUGCUACAACUCAUUUGAACAAGCCUAUGAAAUAUUGGGAGAGUGUCAUCUGGUCAGACGAGAGCAAAAUUGAACUUUCUGGCUGUCAUACUACACACCAUGUUUGGAGAAGAAAUACUGCACAUCACUCUAAAACACUACACCAAAUAAAUCAAGGUGUUAGAAUGGCCCAGUCAAUCUCCUGACUUGAAUCCAAUUGAACAAGAUUUAAAGACAAUAUGUUUAGAAGAAUGGGCCAAAAUCACACCUGAAUUCUGCGGCCCAUUAAUUUCUUCAUACAGGAAGCGUCUUGAAGCCGUCAUUACAAACAAAGGCUUCUCCACUAAGCAUUAAAUAAAUUUCAGUUAGUGUGUUCAAUACUUUUUUCCUGUAUCAUUCCACUUGAUUACACAUAACUUCAGUUAUGGACUUUAAUGUUUGGAUUUCUUUAUAUCUUGAGUUAAUACUGAUGUCUGGUGAAAAUUUCAUGUGAAUAAGCUCAUUCGAAAUAUAUUUACUGAAAAAAAUGUUGACGCAUCCAAUACUUAUUUCCCCCACUGUAAGCGCAUUGCGCCUGAUUUGUUCAAUCAUAUGAUUGCUUAGAGAACCUGAGCGGGUGCCAUAGGUGGAAAAUAAUCUUUCGUAUACACGUUUCGUAAACGUGUGAUGUACAGAGAAUUGCGGAUUUCAUUCUUACAUGCCUUGCGGCUUGAUUUCGUAAGCCGUCUGGAUUUCCUAACCAUGUUUAACAAGUCACUAUUGCUGACUAACUUCAUCUCCAUGUGAGUGAAAAAUGUUCCAUGCAGUGGUGUAUCACCUAAAUCGACCCCUAGAGAGGAUGAGGGGAAAUGGGAGAUUAUCUUUCAUAGCCUGGGUUAGGAUUAGAGCAGUGACUUUGGACCUUUUAGUACUUGAGAGUAUUAUGAAAUGCCUUGAACUCAGCUGGUACUCAGGGCUCAUAUAAAGGCAGGCCUGUAAGCAAAGCAUCGUGUGUGUGUUUUAUAGUAAGUACCUAGCUUGGCUUUUCACAAUCUAUUUAUUUUUAAAAAUGUGAAAUAAUAAAGUAAUAAUUCAAAUGCCAAUCCUUUUCUUAUUGCCAAGAAUAGCAACAUGAGAUCAAACCAGCCAGUGCUUAACUCAUUUUAGGAGGAUGUCACAUGGACUACCUUUAUAUGAAUAUCAAUAAUAAACCCUUGAGUUACUAUUUUUUCACUUAUUCAUUGUCCUACAGCUUCAUACCUUAGUGUCAGUGUUACAGAUUAAAUUUGGUAAACUUUAAUUUAAUGUAAAUGCUUGGGAAAGUAUAAGAGGAUAUUAGGGGUAUUACUUUAAAGCGUAAACUAGCAUAGCUACUUUCUAAUGUACACAAAGCUCAUGCGUUAGCUUCACUGCCCAGUCGAUCUAGACCUACAUAUUGUUUAAAAAUGUAAUUAUUAUUUUUAUUAUUAUUAUUGUUGGUAAAAAUUACUUAAAGGUGCAAUAGUCAAUAUUUUUCAUUUCUUAUUUGUACAAAUAAUGUGGAACAAUUAAUAACUAUAUGUAUUCAUAAUAUGUACUAUAUAAUAUAUAAUAAUAAUACUGUCUAAGAACAAGUGUUUAAUACAUAGCUGAAAAAACCCAGUUUGGAAACCUGACUGGUCCGGAAUGUUUGUUUUUGUAUUUGGAUUGGCCUCUUGUCAAUCAUUUGAUAGACACGCCCCCAACGCCCUCAUCCUUAGCAAUUAUUAUGAUGAGAAGUUACAUGUUUACAGAUUUGCAACUCAGCUUUCAAGCAGCCGAAUGUCUGAGUUCGUGUGAAAGUGAUGUCAUGACAUUUCUUGCUAAUGGUAACCCUAGUUGAAUAUUACAUUAAAGUAAGUUUUGGUAUUGGGGCUAUGUGUCCAUGGAUGGAAAUGGGGGUGGGCUCAAUGAGUUAAAAAAUCAUUCAAACCUUAUUCAACUUCACAAACUUAACUGUUAAAAAUCAAAUCUUACCUAUGCACCUUUAAUUCACACUGUAUUUGAACUGUUUUU